This is a messenger RNA of Saccoglossus kowalevskii, 1058 nucleotides long. RefSeq lists its product as uncharacterized. NCBI's taxonomy places the organism in Eukaryota, Metazoa, Hemichordata, Enteropneusta, Harrimaniidae. The record is from RefSeq and is a predicted model, not a curated record. Gene Ontology annotation, molecular function: oxidoreductase activity.
UUUGGCAUUUAAAAACAAAAUUUAUCAGUACAGGAGGACAGUAACCAGGACAGUAACGACCAUAGACAUCCCGUAACAGUUCAGUGCCACAAUCUUGUUUGGAAGCCAGGGAAGAAAAUAUGGCAUCGAAACCAAAGCUAGAUAUCGUCGUGGUCAGUGACGUUGUAUGACCCUUCUGUUGGCUCGGGAAGAAAAAACUCGAGUCCGCAAUGCGUAAAUCGGAGGACAAAUAUGACUUCUGUGUUCGCUGGGAUCCGUUUUUUCUUUCGCCCGACACGCCAGCUGGUGGCAUCCCCAUGCCAGAUGACUUUUCGUCGGCCAUUGCGAGCUUAAAGGAAAAUGGUAAAGCCGUCGGCAUUGAUUUCACGUGUAAAACUGAAUUACUACCAAACACCACUUUGGUUCAUACACUGGUGGAGUACUCUAAGCAGGCCGGUGGUAGCACGCAGAACGAUCUUGUAGAAGUCUUGUUUAAGGCGCACUUCACUGAUGCUGAAGGGCAGACUUUGGACAACCUUCUAAAGUAUGCCAAGUCUGUCGGUCUGGAUGUAGAUGCUACGAAAUCUCACAUAACCAACCCUGAUAACCAGAAAGUUAUUACCAGUAAAGCUAAGGAAUGGAGUGACAAAGGCGUUACUGAAGUUCCAUAUUUCGUCAUUAACGGUGAGGCAGUCUUCCAUGGAGACAAAGACGAAGCAUCGUUUCUGAAGGAAUUUGAGCGCCUGGCGAAACGUUAACACAAGAUUGGACGACACAACGUGGGAGUUCGUGAGAUCUCGCCACACAGAUCGGUUCACUGGCUGUAAUGCAGUUGAUGACGGUCCUGGGGUAAAUAAAAUAACCCCUAGUCCUGAGAGAAAUACUGUAUGCCCAGAAGAAAAUAUCGGUGUGAGCCAGACCUCCCCGGUACUCGGGAGUGAUAAAUAGCACAUAUUCUCGUUUGUAGAAUGAUUUAAUGGCGUAAUUACCAGUACUAUGUGAUUAUGCAUUCAGACUAGACAUACAAUGAAUAUGGCGGUCAUUUUUCAGGAUUAAUAAAUAUUUUUGUUUAUAUUUUA